CUGGCAACCCCGAUCAUGGUGGGCAAGGAGGCUGCUGUGGUCAUGGCACUAAACAAAGUCAACUCAUCUGAGUUUUCCAGACAAGAUGAGGAGGUCUUUUCCAAAUGCCUCAGCUUCGUUUCUGUCAUCCUAAAGUUUCAGCAUACCAGCUACCUGUACAGUGUUGAAUCCCGGAGAAGCCAGAUCCUUAUGUGGUCAGCCAAUAAAGUAUUUGAAGAGCUCACAGACGUUGAGCGACAGUUUCACAAAGCACUGUACACAGUUAGAACAUACCUGAACUGCGAACGAUACUCCAUUGGACUGCUGGACAUGACCAAGGAGAAGGAAUUCUACGAUGAAUGGCCAGUCAAGCUUGGAGAAGUGGAGCCUUACAAAGGUCCAAAGACACCAGAUGGCAGGGAAAUCAUUUUUUAUAAAGUCAUUGAUUACAUUUUACAUGGAAAAGAAGAGAUCAAAGUGAUUCCGACACCUCCUGCAGACCACUGGACACUCAUUAGCGGGUUGCCAACAUACGUUGCUGAAAAUGGAUUUAUAUGUAACAUGCUGAAUGCCCCUGCGGAUCAAUACUUCACCUUUCAGAAAGGACCUGUUGAUGAAACUGGUUGGGUCAUUAAAAACGUCUUGUCCCUGCCAAUUGUCAACAAGAAAGAAGACAUUGUGGGAGUGGUGACGUUUUACAACAGGAAGGAUGGCAAACCCUUUGAUGAGCAUGACGAGCACAUUACAGAGACUCUUACACAAUUUCUUGGAUGGUCUCUUUUAAAUACUGACACCUAUGAGAAAAUGAAUAAGCUAGAAAACAGAAAGGACAUUGUUCAGGAAAUGCUUAUGAGCCACAUCAAAGCCACUCCCGAGGAAAUCAAAUCUAUUUUGAGAUUUAAAGAGAAGUUAAAUAUGGAUGCAAUUGAAGACUGUCAAGAGAAACAGCUUCUCACAGUGUUGAAAGAGGACUUGCCAGACGCUGAGGCCGUGGACCUAUACGAAUUUCACUUCAGUGACUUCCCCAUUACAGAGCACGAGUUGGUUAAAUGUGGCCUACGACUGUUUUUCGAAAUAAAUGUGGUGGAGAAAUUCAAAGUGCCUGUGGAGGUUCUUACCAGAUGGAUGUACACCGUGAGGAAAGGGUACCGCUCCGUCACUUAUCACAACUGGCGACACGGAUUCAAUGUGGGGCAGACCAUGUUUACUUUGUUGAUGACAGGAAAACUAAAGAAAUACUACACGGAUCUUGAAGCUUUUGCCAUGCUUGCUGCUGCUUUCUGCCAUGACAUUGACCACAGAGGCACCAAUAAUUUGUACCAGAUGAAGUCCACAUCUCCACUAGCAAAGCUUCAUGGGACUUCCAUUUUGGAGAGGCACCACCUGGAGUACAGUAAGACUCUCUUACAAGAUGAGAGUUUAAACAUUUUCCAGAAACUGAACAAACGGCAGUUUGAAACAGUUAUUCAUUUGUUUGAGGUUGCAAUAAUAGCAACUGACCUGGCUUUAUAUUUCAAGAAGAGAACCAUGUUUCAAAAAAUUGUUGAUGCCUGUGAACAAAUGCAAACUGAAGAAGCAGCCAUCAAAUACGUCACCACUGACCCAAUCAAAAAGGAGAUUAUCAUGGCAAUGAUGAUGACUGCGUGUGACUUGUCUGCUAUAACCAAGCCCUGGGAGGUACAGAGUCAGGUAGCACUUCUGGUUGCAAAUGAAUUUUGGGAACAAGGCGAUCUGGAGAGAACUGUGCUGCAGCAACAACCUAUUCCUAUGAUGGACAGAAACAAAAAAGAUGAACUACCUAAACUUCAAGUUGGAUUUAUUGAUUUUGUUUGUACUUUUGUAUACAAGGAGUUCUCACGGUUUCACAAAGAAAUCACACCUAUGCUGAAUGGCCUUCAGAAUAACAGAGUGGAAUGGAAAUCCCUGGCUGAUGAGCAGGAGGCAAAGAUGAAGGUAACUGAAGAGGAGGUGAAAAAGCAGGAAGAAGGAAACAUGAUUGGAAAAGCUGCUGAAGAUUUAGGAGGUGGUAGUGAUGACAAAAAGUCCAAAACAUGUUUAAUGUUGUAAUAUAAUCCAACUGGUCCACACUUCAAAUAUUGUCUUAGUUUCUAAGAAAAACAGAAAACACUCAGAAGAACUUCAGGAAACCUCAUUCAGCAACCCAAAUCAAGUAACAGAACAAAAGGUUCUUCAGAGAGACUAUCCUGUGACUAUCAA
Castor canadensis (American beaver) is the source of this 2196-nucleotide messenger RNA. The record is from RefSeq and is a predicted model, not a curated record. NCBI's taxonomy places the organism in Eukaryota, Metazoa, Chordata, Mammalia, Rodentia, Castoridae.